AUGCCAAAAAUAAAUACAACAAACUAUCUUGAUUCAUCAGCAAUAUCCGUAGCUGUUAUAGCUAUGCAAAAUGUUGAUACAAAUGGAAAUUCAAUAAAAUAUUUUCAACGACUACUUCAACGUUUUGGUGUUAUUUAUAUGGCAAUUGUAAUCAUUCUUGGAUUUAUUGGUAAUUCUAUAUCAUGUUAUGUUUUCGUUCGAAGUAAACUUAAACGUUUAAGUUGUAGUUUAUAUUUAACAGCUCUUUCUAUAUCUGACAAUGGUUAUCUUAUAUGUUUGGGCCUUAUUUGGCUUGAAAAUAUACGUGUUUUUAUAUUUCAUAAUAAUGGUAUUUGUCAAAUUACUGUUUAUUUAACAACAGUUUUUAGUUCAUUAUCAGUAUGGUAA
This is a messenger RNA of Rotaria sp. Silwood2, 387 nucleotides long. The record is from the annotation of a GenBank genome assembly. NCBI's taxonomy places the organism in Eukaryota, Metazoa, Rotifera, Eurotatoria, Philodinida, Philodinidae.